AUGGAGGCUGCUUCAGUGUUGUUCUUCAUCGUUGGUGUGACUGUGAGUCCCAGCAGAUCUCAGUUCUUUAAAGGAGAAUCAGUGAUUCUGAACUGUGAGGACGACAGCUCUGCAGGAUGGACUCUGAGGAGGAACACCACAGAAGAAACCAGGAGUCAGUGUGGAUCUACAUGGGGAUCAGGAGAUGGUUUGUCCUGUGAGAUUGGCUACAUGUAUGAAGAAGAAAGUGGUGUUUACUGGUGUGAGUCCAGAGGGGGAGGAGCCAGCAGCAUGGUGGUUAACAUCAGUGUCUCUGGUGGAUCAGUGAUCCUGCAGAGUCCUGUCCUCCCUGUGAUGGAGGGUCAUAACCUCACUCUGAGCUGUCAAUCAAAGACCCCUCCCUCCAACCCCUCAGCUGAUUUCUAUAAAGAUGGCUCCCUCAUCAGGACUGAGCCUACAGGUCACAUGACCCUCCAGCAUGUUUCCAGGUCUGAUGAAGGUCUCUACAAGUGUCACAUCAGGGAUCAUGGAGAGUCUCCAUCCAGCUGGAUCUCUGUCUCAGGGACUCCCAUCACCAGCACCAAUCUUUCUGUUUCAGUUCCAGGUUCAGCCUCGCCCCCUGCGUCUGACCCGUCCCCCACCACGACUUUCAACCAGCAGGUGUUUAGGGUUGUGUGCCACCUGGUGGUGAUCUGUCCGUACUGUAUCGCUACUCUCCUGAUGGUUUCUAUUUACCGACAAAAGGUUUCCAGUAACUGAUUACUUUUCUGUCCUGUCAAUUAAUCAAACUAAUGAUGAGCUGCUGAGCCAGGUGCUCUGAUACCUUUUGUCUCCAUGCAAACAAGCUGAUCAAGGUUUGAGUGUGUCAUGUAAUGAAUGUAAUGAAACCAUCGCUGUCACCAGCUGGUAUGAACUGACUCCACCCCCUCCCCGUUAACCUGAAUUCAUCUGUAGCCCCAACUGCUUUCUGUUCUGCUUACGACUGAAGGUUUGACUUUGCUUUGAUACAACUUAUGAUUUUAUCUGAGUAUGUCUUUGGAUUUUAAAUCAAUAAAACUAU
Messenger RNA from Oryzias melastigma (Indian medaka), 1039 nucleotides. Its product is annotated as protein turtle-like. Gene Ontology annotation, molecular function: transmembrane signaling receptor activity. Lineage: Eukaryota; Metazoa; Chordata; Actinopteri; Beloniformes; Adrianichthyidae. Bases 1 to 738 code for a protein of 245 amino acids. Gene Ontology annotation, biological process: cell surface receptor signaling pathway. The transcript is spliced from 4 exons. The record is from RefSeq and is a predicted model, not a curated record.